UGAGACCGUCACAGCACACAACAUUAAAAAAUUAAGGCACUGCCAUGGCCAUUUGAAGGUUAAAAUAUCUAAUUCUACGUAUUGUACCAGUAUGUUGAUAGACAGCACAGAGGCUAGAUAAACAGACUAAAAAUUGCCUAACCAACCAAAUCUCAGCCAAAAAUCUACAAUUUGAAAUAGAUUUCAACUGUUCAAAGUAGUUAAAUAAUAUAUAGUUUUAGUAUUAUAUUCGUAGAAGAUGAAUUUAAACGAAUGUAUUGUUAAUCCUAAGAAGAAAUCUGAAUCUACAUUCGUGAUUACUGCCAAAGUUGGAGAUACUUUUAAACAUGAUUUGGGUUCACAUUCUUUUACAAAUCAGAUUUCUUCUGCCACAAAAUGGGGAAGUGGAUGUAUAAGUGUACCAAAUUCUUCGUCGACUCGUAAAACCACAAGCUCAAAAAUAACUGAUGAAAAUCAGUUAAAAAUUAUUGUAGCUCUAACUGAAGGCAGGGGGCAGGCUCAAUGUGAGGUUGGAAUUGCUGUAAUAUCUGUAUCCCGCCACCAUUUGAUUAUUUGCCAAAUAUCUGAUUCACAGAAUUAUAUCAACACCUUGACAAAAAUUAAUCUUUUUAAUCCAAAUGAGAUUAUAUUUCCUAAUACUUUUGAAAAUUUUGGAGGUAAUAGAUUAAUAACAAAAGUAAAAAAACAAUUUCCAAAUGUAAGAUACACUGGUGUACCCAGAAGCAUGUUUAAUAAAGCUGGCGGAUUAGAAAUGUUGACCCAAUUGUGUAUUCCUUCGUUAAAUGGUGUGUUAUUAGUUUUACAACACAGAUACUAUGCACUAGCUGCAGCUAGUGCUCUACUGACUUAUGUUCAAGAUAACUUUUAUAUUUACUAUGCAAGAGAAUCUUUAAAAAUAGAUUACCAAGAAAGUGAAGGAUAUGCUCAUAUUGACAUAUCAACAGCAGAUCGCUUGGAAUUAGUUUGCAGUGCAAAACCAGCUUUAGCAAAUAAAUUUUCCAGUCUUUUAGGAAUAUUGAAUUAUUGUCUCACUAAAAGCGGAUCCAGAAAAUUGCGUUCUUGGAUUCUUCAACCGCUAUCGAAAGUUCAAUUUAUUGAAGAAAGACUCGAUUGUAUUGAAGAACUUAUGAGAAAUCGAGACGCUUUGAGGUCGAUUCAGGCCAUGCUACAAAAAUUCACCAACAUCAACUCAUUACUCAACUUGGCAACACUAAUUCCUGACAAUCCCCAAAAAUGUUCAAUUCGUCAGUUAAAUUAUAUCAUCACUUUAAAUCCCAUUAUCGACUUGAUAUGUCCUCUGGAAGAAAUCCUAUCUGGCUUCAAACAAUCUUUUUUCAUGAAACUUAGGGCCACUUUAGGAGAUCCUUCUUUUGGAGAAAUCAAAAGUUUAGUCAGAGAAGUCAUAAGCGAUUGUGUACAACCAAAUAAAGGACACAACAUCAUGCACAGCAGAUGCUUUGCUAUUAAGCCAGGUAUUAACGGGCUAUUGGAUGUAGUGAGAAAAAUAUUUGCCGAAAGGUUGAAUGAUAUGAAAGAAUAUAUAGAAGAAUUAGCAGAAAAAUAUAACCUUCCACUAACAUCAGGAAAUAAUCAAAAGAAAGGAUAUCAUAUAAUUUUGAAUAUACCUAAAUCCCAAAGGAAGUCUAUGAAAAAAAGUGAUUUGCCUGACGAAUUCAUUGAGAUUAAUCGAUGUUCUACUUAUUUUACAAUGAAAACUCCUGAACUAAUAAAUAUGUCUACACGUCUUGACGAUAUUAUGAUGGAUAUACUGAAAAUUAGCAACGUAAUUGUUCAUGGUGUGCUGGUUAAAUUAAAAAAGCACAUAUACUUGUUUCACACACUUUACGAAGAAAUUUCUCAGUUAGAUGUGUAUCAGUCACUAGCACAAACCAGCUUGGAAAACAAUUAUGUGCGACCGAAAUUUGGAGAAUACACCGAAAUAAAGUUUGGACAACACCCUUUACUCAAUUUCCUGUUACGAUCGAAGCCGAUAGCAAAUUCUAUUUUUUGUUCCAAUGAGUACAAUGUUCACAUUAUAAAUGGUCCCAACGGAUCAGGGAAAAGUAUUUUCAUACGACAAAUUAUGCUUCUACAAAUUAUGGCACAAUUAGGAUGUUACAUUCCAGCGGAAUCAGCAAUUUUUAAGCCGGCCAAUCGAAUGUUCGCUAGAAUUUACUUGGAGGACAACAUGGAAUAUAACGCAUCUUCAUUUGUAUUGGAAAUGAAAGAGAUGAAAUAUAUAAUGUCAUCAAUGACUGAUGACUCUCUAAUUAUAAUUGACGAACUGGGACGAUCUACUUCAGUAGAGGAAGGAAUAUCUUUGGCUGUUGCAACUCUAGAACAUUUAUCUUGCUUUUCAUCCUAUACCUAUAUAACGACUCAUUUCACGACUCUCUCCAAAUUACACCUGAUGUAUCCAAACAUUAAAACGUGGCAAAUGGAGACAGUUCCCAUUGGAAAUGACCCAAAAACAUUUCAAUUAGAUUACAGGUAUAAUUUAAUACCAGGUAUAACGUCAGUUCCACGUUACGGGGUGUAUCUUGUGCGAAAUUUAUGGCCUGAUUCCAUCGUGGAAAAUAUUGACAGAUGUCUUGACAAUUUAGAAAACCAACAACGAAAAUUUUUAUUUUCAUCUUUGGAUCCGAAGUUUAUAAAAAAGUAUCAAUUGGAAAGUGAUUUGAAACAUCUGAAAAGAUUAGGAUUAUUGACGCAAACGAGAUUAAAUCAACUUCUAGUUCAAUACCAAGCGGAUUUGAAGGAAUUAAAUUAUUAUGUGAGCGUACAGGACUUAAACAAUCGAACUGAUUCCGAAGAUAAAAUUUUGAAUAAUGAAGAAUAUGAACAGAUAAACAGUACACUAGAAAUUUUACAAGAAGAACAAGCAAUAAAAGAGAUAUUAACUCCCUUGCCUGAUAAUACGCUUUACCGUGACAACUUUCAUAAUUUUCCUGAAACAGACAUUUUUGGUUUUUCCCCUCGCAAUGAAUUUCAAUGUUACAAUGGUUCUAAUUCUAGACAACAUUCUGAAAAUUCAGAUUUUAUAAAACUUCUCCAUCCUGUAGUUACCAUCAAUGAAAUCGAUGAGAACAAAAAUAUGAGUAGUUCUCAAAAUACGACGUACUUAUCGUCUAUUGUAUCGCCAGAAGAGUACCAAUCUAUAUGUGACGAAUUCGAGAAAGAUUUUGAACUACCACAUCUGACCGAGAAUUCAAAUUACCGUAACAAACAAUCCGAGUCACCUUAUAAUGUUAUGGCUACAAGGAACAGUUACAAAUAUUAUAUGUCACCCGUCAUAGUCAACAUUAACGAAGGACUCAACAACACUUCUUCUUUCGACGACGACGGAAAUGGAGAAGACAUGAAAGAAAAUUCGAAAACAAAUAAAAUAAAUGUUAUAUCUAACAUUCUUAUCCAGAAAAAAAAUGAAUCUAUUGAAAAUAUUAAUACAGAUGAUGUUAAUGGAAAUUUCAUUGCGAAAAGUUUUGAUAAUUCACAGAAAAAUAUUAUCUCAUCAUUCAACAAUAUUGCAGAGAUCAUGACCACUGUUGAAGAAAGUAACAAAGACUUAUCACUAUUGAUUCCUGAUAAUGAUGAAAAUAUUGUAAAUCAAGAGACUAAAACAAUACCCGAUGAAGAAAUUAAGGAAGGUGGACUAAAAGAUGUGAAUUAUAUAAAUUUAUCUCCAUCUACUUCUGUUGUCAAUAACACGAAAAAUAACGACAGUGCAGUUGCUGCCAAUGAGGAAGCCAAACUACUUUCUACAGUAAAAAAUAGAAAUAAAAUCAGAAAAAAAUUGAAUAUCAAACGUAUCGACUGUAAGAAUAAACUUCCUUUAUUUUCUAGAAAGAAAAAAGUCCCAUCUCUUUGUCAUUCCAUAAAAAAUGAAUCAACUAACAAAGAAAUAGUUACUGAAUGUGUCCAAAAUAUAAUAAACUCACCAAUUCCCACUGGUAAGGCAUUAAAUGAUAAUUAUAAUGAUAAUGACAACGCAAUCGAGGAAACAAAAUAUGUAAUAGUAGAUGCGGCAAGUAUCGAUCCCCCCAAUCCCAUACUCAAUAAUUCUUCCAUAGCUUUAUCAAUUGCCCCUGAGUAUAGAAACAAUGGAACUGCAAAAUUAGAAAGCAAAAGAAAAACUAACGAUUUGUACUUUAAUCAGUAUCCAGGAGAUAACAAAUCUUCAUCAAAUAUAACGAGCAAAUCUCCAAAAAGCAAUUUUGAUCAAGCAACUGAAAUUAUUAAGGAAAAUGAUCCAUGUGAAUCCAGCAUGUCCAUAAAAAGUAAUUCAAACGACGGGAAAAUAGAAGAAUCGAUAAAUAUUGCUUCACAAGAUGAAGAAACAAAUUUGCAGUCUGAAAUUACCUCUUCUACAAAAAUUGUACCAAUUUUUAGGAAACAAAAGCAAACUGGGCUAAACACAAAUAUCAAAUCGGGUAAUCCUAACGCUGGAAAUAAUAACUACAAAGUAACUGAUUUAAGUGAUAAAAAGAUGAAACGAAUCGUAAGACAUACUGCUUUCAAGAGAGUUAUUCCACGUAGCGAACAUCCAGAGAAGCAAAUAAAAAAAGAAAGUUCGUUAUUGAAUGCAAAUGGCCACGAUUCAACUCCAAUACCAGAUAAUUCUUCAAUGGAUAUAUUAGCUGCAAAUAAAUAUCGAAACCUUGAUCAAGUAGAGGAUGAAAGUACAAGUACAGAAAGCAAAAAUAAAACAAAUCAGUUAUACCCGAGCCCUUAUCCAUCGUCAAAUAUAUCGAGUGCGUCCCGUAAAAGGAAUUUGGAUCAAGCAACAGAAACUAGUGCCGAGGGGGAUGAAAGUAAACAGAAUUUAACCAACAAAAGAAUUGAUAAUUUAACAGAAACCAACUUGAAUUGUAGCAGCAGUUUGGAACUCGAAACAAAUUUAACGUACAGCAAGUCUUCUACAAAAAUUGUACCAAUUUUCAAGAGAAUUGUUAAAAAGAAGAGAUCGACAUAUUCUAACGAUAAAGGGAAUUUGAAUGUGUCUUUGGAAACGAGUGUUUCGAUCGCUUCAAAAAACCGUAACCUUGAUAUAGUCUAUCCAAACAGCGAUUCAAACUCUAUAAAAAAUGAAGAAAUGAUAACAAGUGAUAAAAUCAGUGAUUCAGUUGAUACAUGUAACAAAAACAGUAAACGUACUGUGAGACGUACUACCUCCAGUAGAUUUCUUCCACUAAGAAAGCUUUCAGCGAAAAAAAUAAAACAAGAAUUUGCGGAACAAGACAGAAAAUUAUUGGAAAGCGAAUUUGAUCUCACCAAAUAUUUCGAAGAUAAAUUUAAUCGUCCUUCCGUAAAGCAAAUUCAAAACGCUACCCAUUUGGCUACAUUGAGAAAAACAGCGCGUGGUUUUGAAGUAAUUCCGUCAAGUGAACGUAGAAAAAGUCAAAAUUCAAUGACUGGAACGUGUUUGAACGACAAUUUUAAUAUGACGAUAUUUAGUGACAAGAACGCUAAAACUUUCGAACAAUUUAUUAAUUCUAAAGAAACUAAUUUUCAAAAUUUUCCUUUCGACGCACCAAAACAAGCGGAAGAACUUACCUUUUCAUUUGAUAAAAAUGCCAACGAAAAUGUAUUUGACUAUUAUAUUGAAAAUUCUACUCAAUUUCAGGAUCAAAAUAAUACUAACAUAUCUCUUACACCCAACGGCUAUUAUAAACAGAACAAGAGCACCAUCGAUGCUGUCAUGAAUAAAUAUUUGAACAUUUCGAACCACCAUACUUCAAAGCGCGAAGAAAAAACUUUGAAUUUCAACAUUUUUGGUAAUAACCAAUUAAAAGAUGAAGAUUUUAAUUUGUAAAUUUAAUUGUUUAAUAAAAUACAAU
Messenger RNA from Diorhabda carinulata, 5837 nucleotides. RefSeq lists its product as uncharacterized. The record is from RefSeq and is a predicted model, not a curated record. Bases 239 to 5812 code for a protein of 1857 amino acids. Gene Ontology annotation, biological process: reciprocal meiotic recombination; mismatch repair. Gene Ontology annotation, molecular function: ATP binding; mismatched DNA binding; ATP-dependent DNA damage sensor activity. The transcript is spliced from 16 exons. Gene Ontology annotation, cellular component: nucleus. Lineage: Eukaryota; Metazoa; Arthropoda; Insecta; Coleoptera; Chrysomelidae.